Molecule: messenger RNA, 1416 nt
Organism: Cornus florida
Lineage: Eukaryota; Viridiplantae; Streptophyta; Magnoliopsida; Cornales; Cornaceae
Product: putative F-box protein At3g16210
Exons: 2
Coding region: 45-1280 (411 amino acids)
Molecular function (GO): protein binding
Source: RefSeq, a predicted model, not a curated record
UUUGGUUUCACUUUCAUGGUGUUCGAUCUUGUAGUUGCCAACGGAUGAUUCAUUCCAAACAAUCCCAGGUUUCAAUGGAAUCAAUAAAAAAGGGGCGAAUGACGAGUUGCAGUGACAUUCAUCAGCUGCUGCCUGAGAAUGUGGUAAUUGAGAUCCUCUUAAGGCUGCCCGUGAAUUCACUGAUUCGGGCAAGAGCAGUAUGCAAAAAUUGGUACACUAUCAUCAUAAACCCUAGUUUUGUUUCUGAGCACUACGACCACCCCAGCAACAGUGCCCGUCUUUUUGUUCACCGUUAUGACGAAAUUUCCAGUGGAUAUGCUUUCUCAUUGUUCCCUGAUCAAACACUCGCCGGUUAUCCUCCGGCGUAUCAGAAUGUGGUGGUGGAUAUGUUCUUCUAUAUGGAUGUCAGUCUCUAUAAUGGCAUACUGUGUCUGUCCAGUCGCAAUCAAUCCAAAGGCUUUGCUCUAUGGAAUCCCGCAACCAGAGAAUUUAGGUCCCUCCCUGUAUUCCGUCUUAACUUUCCACCAGAUGUAGUGAUUUUCAAAGAAAUUUUUGGAUUUGGUUUGGAUCCCAUUACUAAUGAUUACAAGGUUGUGUGGAUUUGGGACACUCUGGAUUCUAACGAAGCAAUUAGGGGCCCUUACCAGGCUGCUGUGUAUACCCUAUCUACUGACUCCUGGAGAUAUCUUGGUCAUGUUGCUACGCCUUAUACUACCAUUUACAACCCUCAGUCUAACACAUGCAUUAAUGGAGUUCAUUACUGGCGUACAACAAAUAAAGAGAAUGAUCAUCCAUUGAUCCUUUCAUUUGACAUGGGCAAUGAGUUGUUUCACAAUAUACGUGAUAUUCCCAGUUCACAUGGAGUUCUUGCAUCCUACAAUAACUCGCUUGCUCUGAUUGAUGCUGAUUCUCGUCCAUUUGUUGACAUAUGGGUGAUGAGGGAGGAAGGGUGUUGGACAAAACUAUUUACUUUUGAAAUCAUUAGAGGAGUGGAUCGGCCACUUGGGUUUUGGAAGAACGGUCAGCUUUUUAUGGAAUCUGAUGAUGGUUUUAUGACCUUAUAUGAUCCAGUGACUCAUGAAAUUAAGGAUCUUGGAACCCGGUUUAUUGCGGAUGAUCCCUUGCUCUACAGGGAGAGCCUAGUCCCAAUAAGAGGCAGAAAUGGGUUUCUAGAACAGGAUCAGUUGUCUGAUGUAGAUCAAGUUUUAAACUUUUCUAAUGAGUUCAUUUACCGGCCACUCCAUCUGACGAAGAUUUUGAAAUUCCUGGUUUGUAUCUGAUCUUCAUGCUGUGUGCUUUGGUGCAACAACAAUGACUAAGAAGGAAAAGGGGGGAAACUAGAUGUAGAACUAAAAGAUAAUGGCAUGUUAUUUUUACCAUAUUAUUGGUGAGUGAUAAAACUAAAAUUUUACUCUA